UUGCCCACGUCUAUCUCUCUCGAACGUCCGAUUUAGCCCGAUCAACAUGGGUGGAGGCGGCAAGAUCCCAUACCCCAAGGAAGUCUGGUCUCCCGCCGGAGGCUGGUACGCUCAGCCUGCGAACUGGAGGGUGAACACGGCCAUCAUGGGGGCGGCCGUCAUUGGAGUUGCUGCCGUCACUUGGAGCCUCAGCGCCGACCGCGAGCGUCGGGAAAAGAUGCCAGAGCCCGGCAGAUUCUUUCCUAGUCGCUACUGGAGCCGACAGAUUAUCGAACACGAGAGAGCUUCGAAGCAGGAUUCAUAAAGCGGCGCACGGAAUAUAAACAAGAUUGGAAAUCGUGGAGGGAUACUAUGGCAAAUGACGGGUUUUUUUGUUUCAUAUUCUUGUGGGCUGUACGACAAUAGAAGGGCGUUCUUCAAUCCGUUCAAUUGAUCUGGAAAUGCUUCCGAGGAGACUCUUCGACGCUUUUAUACAAUCGCUGGGUGUACAGACGGACCCGUUCCGUGAAUUCAGUCUCGUUCCAAA
Messenger RNA from Aspergillus steynii IBT 23096, 526 nucleotides. RefSeq lists its product as uncharacterized. The transcript is spliced from 3 exons. NCBI's taxonomy places the organism in Eukaryota, Fungi, Ascomycota, Eurotiomycetes, Eurotiales, Aspergillaceae. The record is from RefSeq and is a predicted model, not a curated record. Bases 47 to 304 code for a protein of 85 amino acids.